Messenger RNA from Lates calcarifer (barramundi perch), 2006 nucleotides. RefSeq lists its product as uncharacterized. Gene Ontology annotation, cellular component: cytoplasmic microtubule; cilium. Gene Ontology annotation, biological process: microtubule cytoskeleton organization. Bases 291 to 1970 code for a protein of 559 amino acids. The transcript is spliced from 8 exons. Lineage: Eukaryota; Metazoa; Chordata; Actinopteri; Centropomidae. Gene Ontology annotation, molecular function: microtubule binding. The record is from RefSeq and is a predicted model, not a curated record.
GAUGGCAAGUCCCCAUGAUGUCUGCAAAAAACACAUACAGGUCCCCACAACAUGAGUAAUACCUGGACAUAAGCACACACAACAGUAGAGAAUGUAGAAUGUUCCUGGUAGAACGGUCAGAUGUUCCUGGAUCCACUGAUACAUCACCUCUAAUUGUGACAUUCCAUAGUAGAUGUUCUGAGACUAACUAUAUAACCCAGCACCCUUCAGUAAUACACUGAUCUGACUGAGAGAAAGUACUCAAGGUUGUUUCUACUUGUGGAAAAUUUAACUGCAUUUUUCUUGAAGAAAUGGAUAAUAAGGAAUCAUCAAACAUCUUCCAUCGAUUUUGGAAGUGGACCCUGAUGGCUUGCGAUGGUGGUGAUCUAACUGGAAGCCCAUGUACAGAGGAGAGCCACGAUGGCUUCACCAGUGAGUCCAGGAUUGUGGACAUACAGAGGGCUGAGCAAGCACAGAGGGCUGCAUUAACUCAGCGUGCAGAGAGACUGUGUAACGCUGAGAAAGCCCGGGCUGAUUCUGUUCUGGAGAGACUAGGACUUUCCGUUGGGGAUGCCACCCUGCCUUCACCUCAACCACCAGCUCUUCCCCGAAGGAGCAGAAAAUCCUCAGUGAGAGGACGGAGGAUCAGCCCUCUUUUAGAUGGACCUCGUUUGAACGUGGAGGACGUCGACAGAAACCAGAAGAUUUGGAAUGAGGAGGAAAACUGCUGGGACCAAGUGCACCUCGGCAGUCAAACUGCACUUGCUUUUAAGGAGGCUUCAAUGGGAGACGAAGACAGGAGCCCGGUGGCUUCCAUCAGUUCUGUGUACAGCCUCAGCUCUGUAGAUACUCACACUCCCAGUGAGCUGAGAGCCAUUUCCCUGAUUGAAAGCCCUAUUGAAGUGUCACCUACUCCACCACAAGCUGUUCCUCUGCCCAGGAGAAGAGCAUCUCGUCUGCCUGUGCUUUCUGCCAAAUUCACCAGACAAGACAAGGAGGAAAGCGAUAGAUUCAGGCUCCAGACGGCAAAAAAUAAGGUCGAGGCUAUUGUGGAAACACUGGAGCGCUUCCAUGUCAACUCCCACCCCUCACCUCGACCCCCAGCGGCUGCAAAGAAGACCCCUAGGACCUCUGUGGUGAAACCUUUGGUUCCAACCCCUCCAAAGGAUGCCCAAACAAAGAGGAGAGGAUCUCGACCUGGGACAUUCCUGCACCCUGCAAAGGCUGCCAGUGGGGCAGGCAAGAAGACAGUCAGAAACAGCUCCAAGACUGCAAAUGCUACAACAGUUGAGCGACAGCGGCUGAGGAACCCUGUGGAGAGCCUGUCCCUCUGCUUUAAGCUGCUAGCCUCAGAUGACUGGAAGAAGAAAAUGGAUGCGUUGGAAACCAUUCAAGCUCUGGCACAGCACCACUCAGGGACCCUGAAGACCAAACUCCACGAAGUGUGUCUGGUCCUCAUUGAGGAGGUGAAAAACCUGCGCUCUGCAGUGGCCUGUGCAGCUAUGAACACCGUGGCUGAGCUAUACGUACACCUGCAGAAAGCCAUGGACCCAGAGGCAGAAAGAACCGGCCGAGCCCUGCUACUGAAACUGGCACAAACUACUAAUGCCUUUAUUCAUCAGCAGGCCAAUCUGGCUUUAGACGCAAUGGUUGAAAACUGCAGCCAUGGUCGGAUUGUGACCACUCUGUUGAACACAGGGAUGAACCACCGUUGUGUUGCAGUACGGGCGAGUAUGGCACAACACCUGCACCAGCUCGCUGACAAGCUUGGAGUGGACUGCAUCAUGACAGCAGGAAAGAGCUUCACCGAACGCUUCGUCACUGCUGUUUCCAAAAUGUCAGUGGAUGCUGCGUCAGACGUCAGGCACCAUGGACAGAGCAUCCUCCAGGACCUGGUACUUCAUGGGGACUUUCUGCACCUGUGGACGAAGAUCAUCCCGGAAAAAGACAGACGGCCCCUGGACAAGAUCUUGAAGAAGACCAGGAAAUAACCCCCCCCCCCCAACACCACCACCACCCCGCCCUCU